AUCUGUUAACUCGGCGCACUUUUGACCGGUAACAUAUGAAAAUUGGCCCAUUACCUUGCGGACACAUUGUGUUUAUUGGUUCUACCAUGUAAAUAAACCACGGAACACCUCUAAGGUUACAGCAAUAUUGUGGUCUAUGCUGCCCGUUGGAGAAUGCAUUUGUGUGAUCUGCUUCAUCUAAGAAAUUUAUGUUUGUUCAUUUUGCUUCAGCUGAAGAAGAGGGUGAGACUUGUGCAACACCUCCUCCUCUCAAAGCUUGUGAAGAUAAAACGACAAAUAUUGUAUAUGGAUUACUCUCGGAACAAGGAGCUCUAUUCACUAACCCUAACAUGAAAAUAAAGUGCAAAUAUGUUUUCAAGGAAGGUUCAGGUUUCACAUCAAAUGUAAAUUCUAUAAUAAAAAAGCCUUUUGAAGGGAAAUUCGAUUGCGGCGUCAACUCUGGCAUGACUGGGAUCAAACUGUGCUUCGAAGGUGAUUUGAAAUAUAUUGCCAUUCAAUGCACGAAAUUGAAGGAUAAAUAUAAACUGCCAGAUGAUAAAAAAAGGAGUUCUGGAAACAGCAAACGAGAACCGGGUCUUGCUACUUGCAACGAAAAUGAAUUAGUUGUGUCUCUGUUGCUGGAAAAAGAUACAGACACAGGAGACAUCAAUGUCAGCAUUGAAUGCAUAGAGUUAACACAAAAUUAACGUUCUCUUUACUACUUUUGAUAGUUUAAGUAGUGGUUAAACGCUUAGAGCAGAUUAUGCUAUACACAUGCGCAAAAUAACCGGUCUCAUAAUUUACCGACAAUUUAGAAAACAUUGUUUCCCACUCCAAGAUUAAAAAUUAGUUUCGAAAUUUUAAAUUAGCUAAAAAUUGAUUCCAAGCAGAUGAUUGAAUAGAUGCAGCAAAAGUCUGGUGUAGUCUGAGUACAAAAACUUAAAACAUAAAUAUAAAUUUCUAAAUAAUAAAAAAGAAGUUCUGGAAACAGCGAACAGCCACUAGGUCCUGCUUCAUGCAACAAAAAUGAAUUAGUUGUUUCUCUUAUGUUUAAAAAAAGAUUCAAACACAGAAGAUAUCAAUGUUAACAUUGCGUAGAGUUACUACAGAAUUAACAUUUUUUUAAAACUUUAGAAACAUUUGUCAGUUUAAGUAGUGUUAAAUCAUUAUGCUCUACUCAUUAACCUGUCUUUAUACCGCGUCCCAUAAUUUAUAAGGAAAUUUAAAAAAACUUAUAAUAAUAAAAAAGUCAAAGAAUAGAAAUACAUGGUUUGAUUUCUCCAAAUCACGUGUCAAAAUUAGAAACUGUGUUCGUCACAAGGCAGCGCUGCUAAAUGAGAAAAGCUAGAAGAAUAUUUUCAGGAAAACCACAACUUUCUGCAACAAUAUGGAUGAAAAAAAGAAAAUGUUGCGAUUUAAAAUGUUAAACUUUUUUCACUAAACUUUUUUAACAACUUAAAUUAGUCACUAUAGCACAUUAAAGUUUAUAACACUAUUCUUAAUCGAUAAAGAAUCAAUAUUUCGUUAUUUUUACCUGCGCUAAACAAUGAUAAAAGAGAAAGAUGCAGAGUAUACUUAUCGCACUAUGCUUUCAUGUUCCUUCCUUCCUUUUUUUUAUUUUUUAACUUUCAUAUGUAUUUAUCCAUGUUGCAAAAAA
Molecule: messenger RNA, 1636 nt
Organism: Parasteatoda tepidariorum (common house spider)
Lineage: Eukaryota; Metazoa; Arthropoda; Arachnida; Araneae; Theridiidae
Source: RefSeq, a predicted model, not a curated record